Messenger RNA from Aspergillus uvarum CBS 121591, 888 nucleotides. RefSeq names its product F-box protein. NCBI's taxonomy places the organism in Eukaryota, Fungi, Ascomycota, Eurotiomycetes, Eurotiales, Aspergillaceae. The record is from RefSeq and is a predicted model, not a curated record. The coding region runs from base 1 to 888 and encodes 295 amino acids. Gene Ontology annotation, molecular function: protein binding. The transcript has a single exon.
AUGGCAGAACCUACACCCCAUCGAAUAUUCUGCAUCCCGGAGCUGGUGGAGCAAAUCCUCCUCCACAUGGAUAUGCAGACCUUACUCAUCUCAUCACGAGUGUGCUACCUCUGGCACGACCUGAUCAGCAAGUCACGGGCGAUGCAGACAACCCUAUUCUUCCAGCCGGCUGAAAACACCCCCCAAGGCGAGCGACGCACCGCCAACCCCCUCAUCAUCCAGAAGAUAUGGCCCGAAUUCCUCAGUUCUUUGGACACCUGUCAUAGAAAAUAUUACGAGCGCCCCGAGGCCAGUUGGAGAAGGAUGCUCCUCCAUCAGCCGCCAACGGCCAAACUGUGCUUGCUUAACUACACGAGAGACUUUUACUUCCCCAUCACUGCCUUUGGAGCAGGGUAUCUGUGCGCCGUACUCUGCCGGCGCGAAGGAUUUCCUCGCCUGCAGGACCUGCAGAGAGAACUGGAGGCCAGGUUCCUGAGGACGUUUGACGGGCGGAGGAUGAUCUUCAUCGAGGGAUCGCCCCUGUAUUCUGGGUUUCGCCUAUGGGGCAUCAUCCGACCAAGACCUGGGCCCCAUGAGGCCGCAGUAGGUUCGUACGAGACGUGCGAUCUGCUGACCUUUCGGGGUGCUUCACGCGAGGUCGGGGGUGUCUCAGAGGGGGGCGAGCAACAGGUUGAGACCACUGCAGGCUCGUUGUUUUGGAUCGCCCUUCCUUGGGUCUUGGCUAGAAUCGAGAACCGCUUUGGGAACGGCCACCAACCGAACCGGCCCCUGAAGAGCUACCAUUACUAUGUCGGCUUGGAUGAGGUCCCGAUCUCUCCUUGGGCGCAGGGUUGGCGACGGUAUUACGACGAUAUCAAACGUGGCCAUAAGUCGCAGCAGGAUGACUGA